UAAGUUACACUCACGACCCUUUAAGGAGAAAACAUAUAAUUCUAGUAAUUUUAUUGGGCUCAGGUUUCAGGCAAAUGGAAAUAAAAUUGCCUCUAAAAAUAAAAGGCACACAGAAUUGAAGAAAAUAAAACAAUAACAAUGAAAAGCCGAUCCUGAUUUGAGAUAAGUGGUGAGGCAUUUUGUGAAAUAUUAGAGGAAAAAAUAAACAAACGGAGAGACCCGGGAGAAGAGCAGGAGGAGAACUCCCGCAGCCACCCUUGCUUUCGUUUCUGCUUCACCUUUAGGAAAGGGCUCACUGCCUGUUAUAAAGUGAGGCGUAAAGCACGACUGGUGAAAUUGGUCCUUGUCCCGCGCUUAACAGUACAGGUGGACGAAAGGGGCUGCCUGCCAAAUACUUCUGGUUGGAGGGAGGGGUGGGAGUGCUCUCUCAAAACCACUCCUGGAAUGGCUUAACUCGCCCAGCACGAAUCAAUGACAACCUCUCGCCGGCUGCGGCAGGCUCCCCUGAGCAGCGCUGCCGCGUGGAUUCUCAGCCAGGGACCCUGGCGGCGCUCAGGACACGGCCCGGCCACGAGCGCGGCGUCCCCGGGGCGGCCAGGAAUCGCACACCCCCAAAGUGGAAUUCAGUGAAAUCGUGCCCGAGAGAAGAUUCUGUAGCCUUUGCUAAACGGCAGAUGCCAGCUGCCCAAUGAGAAGCCCCACUCCAAGGGCCUUCGGUGCCCCGGGAAGAGCCCAGAGGUACAGUGAAAAGCCCCAGCUUGUGAGCUGGGCUCUGAACUGCAGGGCUCUGGCUGAGAACAUGGCCAAUGGCAUUGACGAGCUGAUCGGCAUUCCCUUCCCCAACCACAGCAGCGAGGUCCUGUGCAGCCUGAACGAGCAGCGGCAUGACGGGCUGCUCUGCGACGUGCUCCUGGUGGUGCAGGAGCAGGAGUACCGCACCCACCGCUCCGUCCUGGCUGCCUGCAGCAAGUACUUCAAGAAGCUCUUCACGGCCGGCACCUUAGCCAGCCAGCCCUACGUCUACGAGAUUGACUUUGUCCAGCCUGAGGCUCUGGCCGCCAUCCUGGAGUUCGCCUACACCUCCACGCUCACCAUCACCGCCUCCAACGUCAAGCACAUCCUCAAUGCCGCCAGGAUGCUGGAGAUCCAGUGCAUCGUGAAUGUGUGCCUGGAGAUCAUGGAGCCCGGGGGGGAUGGGGGGGAGGAGGAUGACAAGGAGGACGACGAUGAUGAUGAAGAUGACGAUGACGAGGAGGAUGAAGAGGAGGAGGAGGAGGAAGAGGAGGAGGAGGAGGAUGACGACACGGAGGAUUUCGCAGAUCAAGAAAACUUGCCUGAUCCCCAGGACAUCAAUUGCCACCAAAGCCCUUCCAAGACGGACCACCUAUCGGAGAAGGCCUACUCAGACACACCCAGGGACUUCCCUGAUUCCUUCCAGGCCGGCAGCCCUGGCCAUCUGGGCGUGAUCCGGGACUUCUCCAUCGAAUCUUUGCUGAGGGAGAACCUGUACCCCAAAGCCAACAUCCCCGACAGGGGACCCUCCUUAUCUCCCUUCGCCCCGGACUUCUUUCCACACCUCUGGCCAGGGGACUUCGGUGCCUUCACCCAGCUGCCCGAGCAGCCCGUGGACAACGGGCCCCUGGACCUGGUGAUCAAGAACCGCAAGAUCAAGGAGGAGGAGAAGGAGGAGCUGCCCCCGCCCCCACCGCCUCCCUUCCCGAACGACUUCUUCAAAGACGUGUUCCCGGACCUUCCCCGGGGGCCGCUGGGGCCCAUCAAGGCGGAGAACGACUACGGUGCCUAUCUCAGCUUCCUGAGUGCCGCCCACCUUGGGGGUCUCUUCCCGCCCUGGCCGCUGGUGGAGGAGCGCAAGCUGAAGCCCAAGGCCUCUCAGCAGUGCCCCAUCUGCCACAAAGUCAUCAUGGGGGCCGGGAAGCUGCCGCGGCACAUGAGGACGCACACCGGGGAGAAGCCAUACAUGUGCAACAUCUGUGAGGUCCGCUUCACCAGGCAGGACAAGCUGAAGAUCCACAUGAGGAAGCACACGGGGGAACGGCCCUACCUGUGCAUCCACUGCAACGCCAAGUUCGUGCACAACUACGACCUCAAGAACCACAUGCGCAUCCACACGGGCGUGCGGCCCUACCAGUGCGAGUUCUGCUACAAGAGCUUCACGCGCUCCGACCACCUGCACCGGCACAUCAAGCAAGCUCGCAGGGGCCAGUGCCACAGCCGAGCCCCCCAGCUGGGUGCCCAGGAGCACUUUGGAGCUGUGGGGGGUAGAUGGAGGGUGGUGGCUUGGCCAGAGGCCGACCGGGUGGAGCAGGGAUGA
Messenger RNA from Vicugna pacos (alpaca), 2332 nucleotides. The record is from RefSeq and is a predicted model, not a curated record. Lineage: Eukaryota; Metazoa; Chordata; Mammalia; Artiodactyla; Camelidae.